GAAGAGAGGCCCCUACUCUGUUGGCGCUUGCGUGAUGCGAGGUGGUUCCGCAUGCGCCGUGGGGUCUAACGAAGCGCACGCUGCAGAGGCUCGGCGGCUCUUGCGGGUGGAUCACAUCUGAUCUCUUGGAUUAAAGUGAGCGACGGAGGACCUUGGUGCGGGAUCCACACACAUACCUCAGCACCCGUGAGACUAGAACUGUGAAUUUGCACAUCGUGGUCUUCUAGAAUGCCGGGUCUAAGUUGUAGAUUUUAUCAACACAAGUUUCCUGAGGUGGAAGAUGUAGUGAUGGUGAAUGUCAGGUCGAUUGCUGAAAUGGGGGCUUAUGUUAGCUUGCUGGAAUACAACAAUAUCGAAGGCAUGAUUCUUCUUAGUGAGUUAUCCAGAAGGCGAAUCCGUUCUAUAAACAAACUCAUCCGAAUUGGUAGGAACGAAUGUGUGGUUGUCAUUAGAGUGGACAAAGAAAAAGGAUAUAUUGAUUUGUCAAAAAGAAGAGUUUCUCCAGAGGAAGCAAUCAAGUGUGAAGAUAAAUUCACCAAGUCCAAAACAGUUUAUAGCAUUCUUCGUCAUGUUGCUGAGGUGUUAGAGUACACCAAGGAUGAGCAGCUGGAAAGCCUGUUCCAGAGGACCGCCUGGGUCUUUGAUGACAAGUACAAAAGGCCUGGAUAUGGUGCCUAUGAUGCAUUUAAGCAUGCUGUCUCAGAUCCAUCUAUUUUGGAUAGUUUAGAUUUGAAUGAAGAUGAACGGGAAGUACUCAUUAACAAUAUUAAUAGGCGUUUGACCCCACAAGCUGUCAAAAUUCGAGCAGAUAUUGAAGUGGCUUGUUAUGGUUAUGAAGGCAUUGAUGCUGUAAAAGAAGCUCUGAGAGCAGGUUUGAAUUGUUCUACAGAAACUAUGCCCAUCAAAAUUAAUCUAAUAGCUCCUCCUCGGUAUGUGAUGACUACAACGACCCUGGAGAGAACUGAAGGCCUCUCUGUCCUCAAUCAGGCUAUGGCUGUUAUUAAAGAGAAGAUUGAGGAAAAGAGGGGUGUCUUCAAUGUGCAAAUGGAGCCCAAAGUGGUCACAGACACAGAUGAGACUGAACUUGCAAGGCAGCUGGAGAGGCUUGAGAGAGAGAAUGCAGAAGUGGAUGGAGAUGAUGAUGCAGAAGAAAUGGAAGCCAAAGCUGAAGAUUAACUGUGGAAAACAGAGUCCAGUUUGAGGAAUACAGAACAGCCCUUCUUGCUGUAAACCCUAGACUUGAAAGUUUUCCAGUAUUGAAAACUUAACAGCUGAAUAUUUUUUAUUUCCAAGUAUUUAAAUGUUCAACAGACCAAAUGCCCUCCUGAAUGCCAGCUGUUUUCACACAUUAGCUCCAACACAUUGAGCACUUUUUGAGGGAGUGGCUUGAUUUUACUAGAGACAAAUAUUUAAAAAUCAUAAAAUUGGGCCUGUGAUUUCCAUUUCUGAUGUCUCCAGAUUGGCACCCCUUUGUAGUUUAGUGCCUCCAUGAGAUUUCCAGGGGCACCCAAAGCAAAUAGUCUGAACCUUUCUAUAUAAAAUGUAUCAAAUAAACAUUAAAUAAAUUUCUGGGAUAUUUAACUAUAGGCUUCUUCCUUCUUGUCACCAGUUGAAAGCAUUAUGAAUACUAUUACCCUAAUUCUGUUAUCUUCAUCUCACUCUAGAUGUAGAAAUAUAUGGACUACUGAUAAAAGAAUCAAUGCAGCCGGUCCUUUCAAAGGGGUUAGAGAAAAUGGUUAAAGCUGACUUUAAGGGGGGGAAAGCCUUAAAAUGCAAUUAAAGAUAUAUUAGUUGUGUGCCUUUUACUUAGUUGAGAUUGAUGACAACAUCCGGUAUAAGGGACAAAUAAUCACACUGUACUAAGCUGCUUGUCUUGAGUUUGUGAUUCAGGCUAGUAAAUUAUGUUUUGGUUUUUGCUGCUUUAAUUAUUUUAAAGUAUUCCCAUCCAACAUUUGCUAUUUUUUUCCUUUAAACUAUUCACUAGAUGCCACCUAGAGCUUCACUUCUCUUUAUAAUAAUAGAAUAAGGAUCUUUUUGAAUACAAUUACAAUUUUUCUACAUGUUUUCAUUAUUUUAGCUCUAGGAAAUAAUUGUUUUAAAGAUACACAAAGGUAAAUUCCACAGAUAACAAACACAUGGUUUGAAGUCAACAGUUGCAGUAGUCAGGGUGUUAAAAAGUCAAGUUCCUUUGUUCUGCUUUAAAAUUUAACCUCUAGGCUAACUGAGGUAUUAAAUAUAUUAAAUUUUAGUAAUUUCAUAUAAGGAUAUCUAUCUACUUAGGAGAAUAAAACUAACUCACUCUUGUUAAUCCAAAGCUAGAUUUAACUGUCUAAAAGGGGCUAGAAAGGAGUGUGUUGAUAAGACAGGUGGUGCCAUUUGUAAAGGUGUAUCUCUGUUUAAUUUAGUGGCCUCUGCUAGCUUUUAAAUCCAAAAGUCUCCAAGAGGGAGCUAUGAUUACUAGGUAGGUCCCAAACUGGGAAUUUAGAGGGAAUCUUGGCUGUACUCAAAAUUGGCACACAAUUUUCACUUUUGUCUUUUUGAAGGGUCCAAAAACUUAAAGCAUCAAAAAUGUCAUCAAAAUAUAACAGGUGCUCCUUAAAUGUUUGUUGUAAAUAAGAGAAAGGAAUUUUUAUUUGGCUUACUGGAUUUUUUUAAUACUUCAAAAGCCAUAAUUGUUGAGAAAUAUUGUUGGCCCACAUGAUGAGUGAUUCUAUUCCAUACAGGCCUUCAGUUCCACCACAAUUUAGCAAAUCUGACAUUUGGCAGGAAAAGAAUCAAUACCUCACUAAUGCCAUGAAGAGAAUUAACUAAACUUAAAAGUAUACUUAACACUUGAAAAGUAUCACUUGCAGAGAGGCUUGCACCCGCUCCAAAUAACUUCAGGAACAGAUUGAGACGGUUGACCAAACCCCAAUCUUGGAUCUCGAACCACCGAAGCCUCUUCCUUGAUAACAGACAAUUUCAUCUCUACAUUUGUGACUGUUGUUGUCAGCUAAUUAGCUGUUGUUUGGGUUUCAUCCUUACUCAUUGAAAUGAUCACAAAAAAAAAAAAAAAC
Condylura cristata (star-nosed mole) is the source of this 3056-nucleotide messenger RNA. RefSeq names its product eukaryotic translation initiation factor 2, subunit 1 alpha, 35kDa (gene EIF2S1). The transcript has 9 exons. Lineage: Eukaryota; Metazoa; Chordata; Mammalia; Eulipotyphla; Talpidae. The record is from RefSeq and is a predicted model, not a curated record. Gene Ontology annotation, molecular function: RNA binding; ribosome binding; translation initiation factor activity. The coding region runs from base 229 to 1176 and encodes 315 amino acids. Gene Ontology annotation, cellular component: eukaryotic 48S preinitiation complex; eukaryotic translation initiation factor 2 complex; multi-eIF complex.